Molecule: messenger RNA, 2051 nt
Organism: Cicer arietinum (chickpea)
Lineage: Eukaryota; Viridiplantae; Streptophyta; Magnoliopsida; Fabales; Fabaceae
Product: pentatricopeptide repeat-containing protein At3g06430, chloroplastic
Molecular function (GO): mRNA binding; protein binding
Source: RefSeq, a predicted model, not a curated record
CAACUUACCAAAUAAGUCCAUGAAAAAUGUAAAAAUAUCAUGACUUUGAUUUCAAUCAAAUGUUAAAACCUUUGUUGAUGAAUUGAAAUUCAUACUCAUUCCAGUGUGGCAUUAAAUGCUAAGCUGUUGAAUCUAUAGAUAUGGCUUCCCUCUCUCUCACAUUCUCUUCUUCAAUCGCUCCCUCUCCAAUUUCUCCACACAAAUUCAACAAAACCCGCAACCCUAAACCCAAAGUUCCAAUUUUUCCCAUUACCCGUUUCGCAAUUUCAUCUCCACCUUCUGCAUCUGCUUCUAAUUCCUCCUCAGUUGUCAAAAAGAAACACUGGAAACAGGGUGAGUUUCCUGGUUUUUCCGAAACAUCGUUACCUGGGAGUACGAAGAGGAGUCCCAUUAAAAACCUCAAGAAAAAAUUGGACAGAAAGAACGAUGCUAAAGCAUGGGUUAACACUGUUACUGAAGCCUUAUCUGAAUGCAUUGACAAGAAGCAAUGGCUUCAAGCUCUUCAGACAUUUGACAUGCUCAGAGAACAAUCCUUUUACCAACCCAGAGAAGGGACUUACAUGAAACUCAUUGUGCUACUUGGAAGAUCCAGUCAACCCCAUCGUGCCCGUCAGCUUUUUACCACAAUGAUUGAAGAGGGUUGUGAUCCUACUCCUGAACUAUACACGGCGUUACUUGCUGCAUAUUGCAGGAGCAACAUGAUUGAUGAGGCGCUUUCAAUUCUUAAUGAGAUGAAGAAUCAUCCUCUUUGUCAGCCUGAUGUUUUCACUUACAGUACGCUGAUAAAAGUCUGUGUGGAUGCCUUUAAAUUCGAAUUGGUUGAGUUGAUGUAUGAAGAAAUGGCUCAAAGAUCCAUCAUGCCUAACACUGUCACGCAGAACAUUGUUUUGAGUGGUUAUGGCAAGGCAGGGAUGUUUGAUCAGAUGGAGAAAGUACUGUCAAGUAUGCUGCAGAGCACUAGUUGCAAGCCUGAUGUUUGGACAAUGAACACAAUCAUUAGUGUCUUUGGUAAUAUGGGUCAGAUUGAUAUGAUGGAGAAAUGGUAUGAAAAGUUCCGUAAUUUCGGAAUAGAACCAGAAACACGCACUUUUAAUAUCUUGAUUGGUGCGUAUGGAAAGAAAAGAAUGUACGACAAAAUGUCGUCUGUUAUGGAGUAUAUGCGGAAGUUGCAAUUUCCAUGGACCACGUCUACUUAUAACAAUGUGAUUGACGCAUUUGCUGAUGCAGGUGAUGCUAAAAACAUGGAGUAUACAUUUAAUCAGAUGCGUUCUGAAGGUAUGAGAGCAGAUACCAAGACAUUCUGCUGCCUUAUCAACGGCUUUGCAAAUGCAGGCCUCUUUCAUAAAGUGAUUAGCAGUGUUCACUUGGCUGCGAAGCUUGAGACACCUGAGAACACUGCGUUUUAUAAUGCAGUCUUAUCUGCAUGCGCAAAGGCAGAGGAUUUGAUGGAAAUGGAGAGAGUUUUCAAGCGUAUGAAAGAUAACCAAUGUCAACCGGACAACACAACAUACUCGAUCAUGGUCAAGGCAUAUAGAAAGCAGGGUAUGAGUGACAAGAUAUAUUAUCUGGAGCAAGAAAAGCAGACGAUGAUAACCGAUGAUAAGAUAGUGAACCAGCCUGAGGAUGAACUCUUUAGUUGAUUUGUGGAUUAUAGUCCAGAGUAUUGCUAGUACAUCUGUUUUCUUCAGUCUCCUCCAUCUGUCAUGAGCAGCUGUUUAAUUUUGUUUUGGCAUGGAAGAGAGUGACUAGCUGCCGGGUUGCAUUUCCAGCUUCAUUUUUCAUGAUGAAUGACAGCAACUCCUGCCUAACUUCUACAUUUUUGUAGUUGUAAAGUUGAAUUUAUUUUUUACAUCCAUUUAACUUACAGAAAAUAAAUUUAAACAUCUGCAUUUUUUAGUGUACAGGGUUCAUGAACUGAUAACUGACUUUAGUAGUGUCUAAAAUUAUAGGGCACCAACUAUACUUGUGCUCUUACUUUUGUAAUUUACGUAAUUGUAUGAUAUAUCUGGAUGAUGGCUUAUAGUUUAGUUUUAUAAACGUGAUUCACCGUA